Molecule: messenger RNA, 1773 nt
Organism: Chaetomium globosum CBS 148.51
Lineage: Eukaryota; Fungi; Ascomycota; Sordariomycetes; Sordariales; Chaetomiaceae
Exons: 3
Coding region: 1-1773 (590 amino acids)
Cellular component (GO): Cdc73/Paf1 complex
Molecular function (GO): DNA binding; RNA polymerase II C-terminal domain phosphoserine binding
Source: RefSeq, a predicted model, not a curated record
AUGUCUGAUAUCGAUGAUGAGCUACUUGCUCUCGCCGGUGGUGAUGUGUCGUCGGACGAGGAGGAAGCGAUGGAUAUGAGCCGAAACGAGUCGCGCUCGCCGUCACCGCCAGCGGCUUCAUCGAGGGAAAAGGACACGCCAUCAAGGGGUGUGGCGUUGAAGAAGACGCCUGCGAAAAAAACGAGACGUGCGAGUAGAAGUGAUAAUGAGUCGGAGGAUGAGGGAGAGGCAUCCUCGCCGCCGGCGUCCCCCAGCUCGCAGAUGUCCGCUCCAAUGGACGAGUCGGACUCCGAUUCCGAUGCGCCCCAGAACCGUGACCGCAGCACGGACGACGACUUGCAGUAUCCCGUCGAAGGCCUGUUCAAGAGCCAUGAGGAGAGAGCGCGUAUCAUGAGCAUGCGCGAGAUCGAGCGCGAACAAAUCCUAGCCGAGCGCAGGGAGGAGAAUGAGCGCAUUCGUCAAAACCGCAUGCUGCGCCAGCUUAAAGUCAACCAGGAGAAAGACAGCAAGAAGCGGAAGGCCAGCGCGGCCGAUCUUGAAGAUGCCGCACGCAAGUCGGCUCGUGCUCGCACCAAGGCCGGCGAGAGUAGUGACAAAAUGGACACGCUACGCCGCGCCCGAGAAGAGCGCAGCAACCGCAAGGAACAAAGAGAACGUGAGAACGACCGCCGCAGGCAACGAUCCCCCUCAUACCGUCGGAGUCGCAGCCCCGACGACCACGACAGCGACAACGACUGGCGGAGGGACUCUCGGCAAAAGUCCAGGACACCCGAACCUAGAGAAACCCCACCGGCCGAGUUGCGUGAUGUUGAGCGUAUCCGCGUCGGGAGAAGUCGGUUCGCUGAGGUAUGCUUCUAUCCUGGCGUCGAGAAGGCUCUCUCGGGUUGCUUCGUCCGCAUCAAUAUCGGGCCCGACCCUACGACACGCCAAGAUGUUUACCGCAUGGCUGUCAUCAAGAGUUUUACCCAGGGCAGACCCUACGCGAUAACUGAUCGCACUGGGCAUCAGAUCGUUGUGGACCUCUACAUCAAGGCCGCCCACGGCAAGGCGCAGCGGGAGUGGCCAUUUAUCACCUGUUCCGACAGGGACUUCACCGAAGGCGAAUGGAACCGGUACAAGCAAGUCUGCCUAUCGGAAGGUGUUCCGAUACCCACCAAGCCGGAACUCGUCGCCAAGAUCGGUGACAUCAACAACCUGAUCGGGCGAAGCUGGACCGAUCUGGAGGUAUCCGAGAAGCUCAAGCGCCAGAACGCCCUUCACAUCAAAUACAGCGGCGUCGAGCGCGACCAGCUGGCUAGGCAACUCGAUAUAGCACGCGCCCGCGGCGACGAAGCCGCCGUCAGCCGCCUCCAGGAAAAGCUCGACAACCUCGAAGUCCCCCGUCUCGCUUUCCGCACCACCCUCAACUCCUCCAAGAAGAAGAACGAGAACCGCGGGCCGACCCAGCAGGAGAAGCUCGCCCUGCUCAAUGCCGAAAACCGCCGCAAGAACGCCGAGUCCGUCCGCAAGGCCCAGCUGCUAGAGCGCGCCCGGGCCCGCGAGAUCGAGAAGUCUCAGCAGGCCGCCGACGGACGCGGCGCCAACACGCCCGCCAACGGUAGCGGGACGCCGAGCAAGGCCGGAGACGCAGCGGCGGUGCUACCGCAUAUCGCCAAGCUGCAGGAGCAGCAGCGCAGCCAGGCCAAGCCGGGCGUUCCUAUCAUUCAUAAGCCGCUGAUGGAUGAUGAUAUUAUUGGCGCCCUGGAUCUGGACAUCGAUGUCGAGAUUGACUGA